Messenger RNA from Pelobates cultripes (western spadefoot toad), 519 nucleotides. NCBI's taxonomy places the organism in Eukaryota, Metazoa, Chordata, Amphibia, Anura, Pelobatidae. The record is from the annotation of a GenBank genome assembly.
AUGCGUGACGUCAGUAGCCGUGGGGGCUGGAAUCUAGAAAUAGCCAUUACAAAUCAGUAUCUAUCGUACUGCCUCUACAGGAAACCUACUGAUAGGAAUACCAUUUUACAUAACACUAGUGCACAUCCGGUGGCAUUGAAGAGAUCUUUACCAAAAGCUCAAUUUUUGCGAGUGAUCCACAAUAACUCGGAUGCCAAUAUUAUGGAGGAACAACUUAAAGCGAUGACGGAGAGAUUCCUUGUGCGCGGCUACCGACGCAACGAACUAGUGAGAGCAUUAAAAGAAGCUAAGAUAGCUAACUCUCCUAGAGUCAAAGAUGGAGCCCCAAGGUUGGUUUUUCCAGUCACCUACCAUGAUUCUUCCAGGGAAGUUACAAGAAUUAUCAAGGACAAUUGGAAAAUGUUGGCAUGUGACGACACACUCCCCAAGGUAUUCAAAGAACCCCCCCUUAUCUGCUAUCGAAGGAAUAGAAAUUUAAGGGCCAUGUUGGUACAUAUGGAUCCCUCGAAAAGCUACUAG